Messenger RNA from Saccharomyces cerevisiae S288C, 906 nucleotides. It is a transcript of the gene OTU1, whose product is annotated as ubiquitin-specific protease OTU1. Gene Ontology annotation, molecular function: cysteine-type deubiquitinase activity. Gene Ontology annotation, cellular component: nucleus; cytoplasm. The transcript has a single exon. The record is from RefSeq and is marked reviewed. Lineage: Eukaryota; Fungi; Ascomycota; Saccharomycetes; Saccharomycetales; Saccharomycetaceae. The coding region runs from base 1 to 906 and encodes 301 amino acids.
AUGAAACUGAAAGUUACUGGAGCAGGAAUCAACCAAGUCGUUACUUUGAAGCAAGAUGCAACACUAAAUGAUCUUAUUGAGCAUAUCAAUGUAGAUGUUAAGACGAUGAGGUUUGGAUAUCCGCCUCAAAGGAUCAAUUUGCAAGGGGAAGACGCUUCUUUGGGACAAACCCAGCUGGACGAGCUGGGUAUUAACUCUGGUGAAAAGAUUACAAUAGAGUCCUCUGAUAGUAACGAAAGCUUCAGUUUGCCACCACCACAACCCAAACCAAAGAGGGUGCUGAAGAGCACUGAGAUGUCAAUUGGUGGCAGUGGAGAAAACGUCCUAUCAGUACAUCCUGUUCUCGACGACAACUCGUGUCUGUUCCAUGCUAUUGCCUAUGGCAUCUUCAAACAAGAUAGCGUUCGUGACCUCAGGGAGAUGGUCUCUAAGGAGGUCCUCAACAACCCCGUCAAGUUCAAUGACGCCAUAUUGGACAAACCUAACAAAGAUUACGCGCAAUGGAUUUUGAAAAUGGAAUCUUGGGGUGGAGCCAUCGAGAUUGGUAUCAUAUCCGAUGCACUCGCAGUAGCUAUUUAUGUAGUCGACAUUGACGCUGUUAAAAUCGAAAAGUUCAACGAGGACAAGUUCGACAACUACAUUUUGAUACUGUUCAACGGAAUCCACUAUGAUUCCUUGACCAUGAACGAGUUUAAAACUGUUUUCAACAAGAACCAGCCGGAAUCAGAUGAUGUUCUAACAGCAGCUUUGCAACUGGCCUCAAAUUUGAAGCAAACUGGCUAUUCCUUCAACACUCAUAAGGCCCAGAUCAAAUGCAACACUUGCCAAAUGACCUUUGUGGGUGAAAGAGAAGUUGCUAGGCACGCUGAAUCCACGGGACACGUUGAUUUUGGCCAAAAUAGAUAA